AACCAUGACAGUUGGCUUCAGGAAAACGAACAACAGUAAUUCAGCUGUUCUUGGCAAACUGAGUGGCCUCAAUAUAUGGAGCUACCCUGUCUCAAUCACUGAGAUUCUGAGCAUGUCAUAUGGCUGUGGAACUGAAGCAGGUGACUCCAAAUCCUGGGAAACAGUCAGGGAUAAGAUAAUUGGAGAAGUUGAGGUUAAAGACUCCAGAACAUGCAAAGACAGAAAAGCUAGCAGACUUGUGGCAGAAGGCAUUAGGGUCCACGUCAAUCAAAGCGCUCUUUUUAUGAGUCCUCUUUACGAUGCAUCGCGUGGUGGCCAGAGUCGAUGUCUCAGGUUUCGUUACAUGCUGCAAGGACCUGGGGAGAAAGCACUGACAGUUUACCGGAAGGCGAAAAAAUAUCGUGAAAUACCUAUUUGGAUCUCAAAAGGCAUCACCCGGGGGAACUGGGUUUAUGGCCAGGUUCAACUCAGCUCUAUUUCAGACUUUCAGGUGCUUAUAAAAGCGGAAAUGGGGAGUGGAGAAGACUUAAUAGCGUUGACAGGGCUGUACAUCGACGAGGGAAAAAAUUGCAGAGUGACGCCAUUGUCGGCGAAAAAAGCUUGCAGCGAGAACUUAAUCAACGAAACAGGAUAUUUCUUCUCUCCUUCAUAUCCUGGAAAUCCUCCAGAUGAUACUUUUUGCAAAUGGCACAUCACCGUCCAGAAAAACCACAUCAUUCGUUUGGAAUUCCAAGAGUUUUUACUCACGAACCACCCCACAUGCGAGAGAUGUUUCCUUCAAAUCUUUGAUGGACGUGAUUUAUCUGCGACCGCGAUAGGAAAAUUUUGCGGCUAUAUGCAUCCUCCAGUUGUCAUUUCUUCAUCAAGCCAUUUCACGAUUGUUUUCCGUUGUCUUGAGGGUUUGCGAAUGACAAGAUUCAAGGCCUUUUAUCAUUCUAUUAGAACUCAAUAUUGGGAAGGAUCGUCUUGUUCACUUCAUCGAGAGUGCCCAUCAAGCUGCGAGUGUAAGGAGUUUGGUGAAGUAUACGAUAAGAGGAUUCUGAUUAUUGGAGAAAAGUUGCUGGCUAUACCGAGUAAUCUUCCUCCAAAUACUGGAGCAGUGGUUUUUCGCCAAAAUCGGAUCUCGCAACUUCACGAGAAGGAAUUUUCAGACCUUACAAUACUCGAGUAUAUUGACCUUAGCUUCAAUAAUCUACUCCACUUAGAUGAAGAAUGUUUUCACAACGUAUCUUCUGUUACUACACUGUGA
Messenger RNA from Pocillopora damicornis (cauliflower coral), 1249 nucleotides. RefSeq names its product enteropeptidase-like. NCBI's taxonomy places the organism in Eukaryota, Metazoa, Cnidaria, Anthozoa, Scleractinia, Pocilloporidae. The record is from RefSeq and is a predicted model, not a curated record.